Messenger RNA from Helicoverpa armigera (cotton bollworm), 1334 nucleotides. RefSeq names its product odorant receptor 4. Gene Ontology annotation, biological process: detection of chemical stimulus involved in sensory perception of smell; sensory perception of smell. Gene Ontology annotation, cellular component: plasma membrane. The transcript has 9 exons. Gene Ontology annotation, molecular function: olfactory receptor activity; odorant binding. Bases 1 to 1224 code for a protein of 407 amino acids. The record is from RefSeq and is a predicted model, not a curated record. Lineage: Eukaryota; Metazoa; Arthropoda; Insecta; Lepidoptera; Noctuidae.
AUGUCGGGAGUAGAAAAGAGUGUAGCUCGCAAAGAAAUCUAUGACACGUUAGCUCUUUGUAAUAUCUGCAUACGUACAAUAGGCUUGCCUUUCAUUGACGAUGUACCGAACACAUUCUUUAACAGCUUGGUCAUAUAUAUAGCUUUCAUUGUUUCGGCCUUAUUGGUCGUGUUGAUGCUGGCUGGUGAGAUAGCCUAUGUCGCCGGUAAGAUGAUACAUAAUGCGUCUAUUGAAGAGUUUGUCGGUAGUUACGUGCAUAUCGCUGGAUACGAUACUCUGAGUUUUGGCAAACUAAUAACAAUCUGGUACAAGAGACAUACGUUCAGGCAACUGGUGGUUGAGCUGGCAGAGAUAUGGCCGGUUUCCAUCAAAGACAAAGACUCCGUGGAGGUAAAACGGAACAGCCUGUCAGCACUGAAACACAGGCAGUUUAUGUACGCCUUUUGGAAUAUCUUGGGCGUGUGGUUGUAUAACUUGACGCCGCUGGCCUUGCUCGCGUACCGUAAGAUACGCGGCGUACCAAUGGAGCUCGGCUACGUGUGGCAGAUGUCGUAUCCUUUCGACAAAACGCAGCCUGUCGUCCACAUCUUCGUAUACAUUUUUGAAACGUGCGCUGGUUGCAUAUCAGUAUGCUGUAUGCUUGGCUCCGAUCUGCUGUUCAUGACGAUGGCCAGCCAUAUCAGCAUGCUGCUCCGGCUGCUGCAGGAUCAGAUACGUCACCUGGGACAAGAUAAUGACAAUACUCAUGGAUAUAAUGAUUGCUAUAAGGAUAUUGUGGCUGUCGUCAAAAUACAUCAGCGAUUGAUCAGAUACAUAAAUGAUUUGGAGGAUGCUUUCUCAGUGGUCAAUCUUAUCAAUGUGCUUUUGAGUUCCGUAAAUAUAUGCUGCGUUAUGUUCACCAUCGUAUUUCUAGAUCCAUGGAUGGAAAUGAGCAAUAAAUUUUAUCUAGGAGCAGCUUUAACACAAAUGGGUAUAGUCUGCUGGUAUGCGGAUGAUAUUUACAGAGCGAGCAUAGGUGUGUCAGACGCGGUGUAUGAAAGCGGAUGGUACAAAAGCAACACAAGAUGUCGGCGCGCGAUGCUCGUGGUACUCCGACGGUCACAGAGGCCUUUGUACUUCACAGCACUCAAAUUCCGACCUAUCACAAUGAUUACAUAUAGUUCGAUCCUGACGACAGCGUAUUCGUACUUCACACUUCUUUACACAUCAUAUCGUCGAGAUUAAUCAGGACAGCAAUAAGAAUUCUUUUUUAAUGUCGGGUUGCACAGUAUUCUCAGAUAAGUAGUUUAAAUGUUAAUGUAACUUGGAAAGUUAAUAAAUAUGACGUAAGCAGA